This is a messenger RNA of Pediculus humanus corporis (human body louse), 2685 nucleotides long. RefSeq names its product DENN domain-containing protein 2A, putative. Lineage: Eukaryota; Metazoa; Arthropoda; Insecta; Psocodea; Pediculidae. Bases 1 to 2685 code for a protein of 894 amino acids. The record is from RefSeq and is a predicted model, not a curated record. The transcript is spliced from 11 exons.
AUGUCAAACCAUAAUUUAAAGUGUCAAAGUCGGGUUGAAUCUAUAAAAAAAAAAUUUGAAUGUUCGCCUUCUGAAAAAAUCACAAUUGACAACAAUUUCGUUCAAGAUAAUAAUUAUUCUUUAUAUUCUAAUCAAAAUUCAAAUGAUUCGCGUUCAAAAUCGGAAAUAGUUUUAAAAGUAAACAAUAAUUUUAAUAAAACAGAUUCUAUUAUCAGUAAUAAUUGUAACAGUAAGAUUCAAAUAAAAAGAAGUCCUGCAUUUCGUCGUGAAAAAUUAAAAACUAUAAAAACAUUGGGAAAAUUCCCAUCUCAGAAAAAAGAAAAAUCAAUUUAUUAUUAUUCGAGUAAUUGUGUUAAAAAAAUUGAUGAUAAUUUAGAUACGUUUGAAGUUGGAAAAAGUAAAAAAAUUGAAAAUGAUAGUGAUAAUGUGUCUUUGCCUGUUGACAAUACUUCAAUGACAACCAUAUCUUAUGCUGUGGUUAAUAAACCGAAAAAAGUACAAAAAAAUGAAAAAAAAUUAAACGAAUGUAAUUUAAAAUUAAGUGAUAGUUUAAAAAAAGCUUUACAGUCUCCAUUACCCAAAGGUCCUCCACCUAAAAAACCCCCAAGAACAUUUUCUUACGAUUUGGUAAAUGAUAAAUCGACCACAAGUUCGAAACUUCACAAACUUGACAAAUCUUUAAGUUCAAAAGAAAUAAGCAAACUUCAACUGAAAUUAAAAAAAUUAGAAAUAGCUUUGAAAGUACAUGACAAAAAUUUUGAUAAAAAACUUGGAAAUAAUGGAUUUAAUAAUGAUGAUAUUGGAAAGUUUAAGGAUCCAUCAUUACAAACAAAUGAAAGUCAAUCAUUACCACCAAGUUCUUCUCAAAUUAAAGAUAAAAGCCUGAAUUGUUUUUCAUUUCAAAAUUGUUUUAAUUUAGAUGAUGAAAUCAAGUACAAAUCAUUUUUUACUAAUAAUGAUGAAUCUCAUUUAGAAUAUAGUAAAACUGAGUCUGAUAAUUGUACAAUGAGUGAAAACAGCAAAACUCUCGCAGUUGAUGAUAAUUUUGAAUUUAUUCAUAAUAAAGAUUUUAACGAGUGCGAGUUUGAAGAAAAUAAAAAUUUCGAUAAAUGCUCUCAUGUUAGUUUAAGAAAAAGAGAAGAAGAAAAAAACAGUAAGGAAUCAGAUGGAGAAGUUAAUAGUAAUUUUGAUACUCAAAAUAAAAUACUAGGUAAUAUUACAAGAAACCAAGAAAAAACUGAAGAAAGUAAUGGAGAUACAUUUUCAAAAAGUAAUUUUGCCGAUAAAGCAUCAUAUGGUUUACUACAUUAUGUUCCAUAUUGGAAAACUAUAAAGAAAAAUGAAUUUUCACGUUUGUUCGAAUGUUGUUUACUCGUGGGACUCACUUUAGAAUCCCAAAAAAAUGUGCCUUAUAUAAAAAAUAUUUUUCCCCCAAAUGCAAAGCCACCUCCUUUAAUAGAAGCACUUUGUUUUCCCGACGCUGGACAUUGGCCGCCAAAAUUAGAAAAGGAAGAAAGAGAAGAACAAUGUUAUUCUUUAGUCAUCACCAAUGAAAACGGUGAAAGAAAAUUCGGUUACUGUCGAAGAGUUUUACCAGAAGGUAGCGAUUUGUGUUUGCCAUUGAUAUAUUGCAUCGUGACUUCUCACAGAGCCGAUGGUUUUUUUUACAAAGUACUGUACGAAUUGGAAUCCAGACACGGUUCACAGGGAAUCGAUGAUUUUAUUGCACAGCUUCACGAGGCUCCAUUUCCGGGUCCUGGAGAAAGUUUAAAACUGAAACAAAUUUUGGAAGAAGCAACGAAAGUUUUAUCUCCGGCAAAGGAUAAAAAUUUAGGUUCUACAUUGGUGAGAAGACCGUGCGAUACAAGACUGGAGGAAAAAAAUUUAACGCAGUUAUUCCAGUAUUUGGAACUUCAAGUUUUUUUUAAAAUAUUUGCAUCUUUACUGCACGAGAGAAAAAUUUUAUUAAUUAGUACAUCUAUAAGGAAACUAUCAACAUGCAUCGAAGCAUUGCAAUCGACAUUGUUGCCAUUUUGUUGGCAACAUACCUGCAUACCCGUAUUACCGAUUCAUCUUUUGGAAAUUUGCGAAGCUCCGACUCCCUACGUCAUCGGAUUACUCAAAACGGAAAACGUUCACAAAUCACUGUCGAAUAUAAAUUUUGAAAAUGGAAUCAUCGUGGAUUUAGAUGAUUCGAAAGUAAUCAAAUCGUGCGGAGAUGAAGAUGUUUUAAUGUGUUCGAAAUUAUUAAAAUCUCUUAAAAUCUCACUUAAUUUAGCCAUUAAUUCAACCGUUUUACCAGAUAAUAGUAGAAACGUCAUACUAUCGGAUGCUUUGAUUGAUUUUUUCGUUGAAAAUUGCGGCCAUUAUUCGAAUUUUAUCGUGGCAAAAGAAAAUGAAAAAAUUUUUCAAGUAAACGAUUUUAUAAAACAUUCAACGUCGACGAUAAGCCAAACAUUUUUAAAUUGGUUUACAAAGACUUCAUUGUUUCAGGGAUUCAUACACGAGAGAAUCAAUCAAGUUCCCGAAGAUGUUUCCGUCAAAUUAUUUAAUAAACGUGCGACGGAAUCAUCAUGUUUGGAUCAUCAUAUAAAAAAUUCCGCACCAUUGGCAAAUAUCAAUUAUAAAGUUUUUAAUAAAAAAGUCAAAACUUUAGGUGAUAAAAUAAAAGAUUUUAUUCAAUGA